Messenger RNA from Neoarius graeffei (lesser salmon catfish), 4008 nucleotides. RefSeq names its product microtubule associated tumor suppressor candidate 2a (gene mtus2a). Gene Ontology annotation, molecular function: microtubule binding. The transcript has 14 exons. Gene Ontology annotation, cellular component: cytoplasm; nucleus. The record is from RefSeq and is a predicted model, not a curated record. Bases 1 to 4008 code for a protein of 1335 amino acids. Lineage: Eukaryota; Metazoa; Chordata; Actinopteri; Siluriformes; Ariidae.
AUGAGUGUGGAAGAGAACAUAGGAGGCCCUUGUGACAGUAUGCACAAGGAAAUAAAGAACAACAACAAGCAGCCUUUCCUCUAUCCUGAUGGAGAUGCCAAUGCUAACCAAAUCCCCAUGGAGGAAAGCCACACUGAGAGAGGCAGUUUAAUACCUCCCCUGUUGUCACACAGCAGUACUCAGGAAAGGAUUAUUAUUUGGGGCACACAUGCCCGCAGUGAGGACCCAGAACUGGAAGAGUUUGAAUUAUUAGAGUGUCAAGAGAUGGAAGCUUUUCUAACAGAGCGAGAAGAGAAAGAUGACGAUACAAGCAAAGAGAGAGCAAAGAAAGACUUUUGUCAGACACAGUCUGCUCUCACAUGUUUGGACCCUGCUAGCAACACAGACAAGACAGACCAAAAUGCCAACCACAGUGAAGAUAUUGAUGUAGAUCAAAACACACAGCCUCUGGACCUCAGGACGUCUGCCUCUCGGUCUGGAGGAAGGAGGAGCCUGAGAGAGACACGUAGUAACUCAGAGAGCAAUGUUUUUGUCUCCACUUUCUCAACAGUGAGCAACCUCAGUGGAAGCUUGGCUAGUGCUCUUGACAGUGCAGGACAUACACAAUUUCCUUCUUCCCUACCCUGCAAGCCUACCUCAGAAAAGUGCCAGUUCCAGCAGACAGUUACAAAUAAAUCCCUUAUCCUUUCCAUGCAAAGCAAAGAGCAUCCCAGAAAGAGGGAUCAGAAUCAUAGUUCUACAGUACUGCCUCAGGAUCCAACACAUGAGCGUAGCUUGAGCACUGAAAAUGGUGACUGUCUGACAGACAGGCAAUGCUGGAGUACAGACAAAGGCUACAACAGACAGGAGAAUGUUCUGUCUUCCAAAUUCCAGAGAAACUUUGAAAGAGUGCCACCUUCUUGCAGGCAGCUUGUACGUCCACUUUCUCCAGGAAUGGAGCCAAAGCUAACCUCAGGACACUUUGCACAUAAAGACGCCCCUCGAGGAGAGCGGCCUUCCCUCUCUUCAGACAGAGGUCCUAAAAACAGCAACCAUCAAUCUGAUCUAAAGGAUCCAGUGCAGAUUAAUAGUAAUACCCAAUCUCUUAGCUCAGGCUUAGGGAUCCAACCCAGCCAGACAUCUACCAAGGUGGGAUCCAUCCUCCGAAGGCAGGGUUCAGUUGAGAAUGCUGCCAGUCAAAAUGCUGCCCUGGACAAGAAGAGCCAUUUGAGCCACAGAGCCUACAGCAGCCCUACCAGGCCUUCAACGCCCCCAUCUCCUAAGACUCCGGGGUCUCCUCAGAGACGUCCUCCAAUGUCUCCUGGGAGAAGCCGAGGGCCUGCUCGAGGCCCGCAGCUGGGUUAUGGUGCUUCUCAAGGGUAUGGCUUUGGGCUGAGACCUCCAGUCAAAACCACCAUCAACACGAAUGUCCAAAACUCUGUACCCCAACAAAGCUCGAGUGUAACAUCAUCUCCACCCAAGUGCCCCCUAAAGCCAAAAAGUGUUCGCCCUAAAAUUAUUACCUAUAUACGCAAGAACCCACAGAUGAAGGCUCAGGCCACUGAUAGCCCAUAUGAAGUCUCCUCACUACCCACCAAGCUCUCAACCUCCACUAGUUCUCCAAAUCCCAAAACACAAGGAGAAGAGCCACCUGGAGCACCAGUGCUGAGUGCUUCUAACCUGCUAUAUGACAAAUAUAGGCAAGACCUGCAGAAAGCUCGAUAUAUAUCUCCUGACUCAAAUGUGUCCGGGACAAAGCCUUCCAGCCACACUAUGCCCCACAAAGCCAUGGGGAGGACGAACAACCUCUGUGGCUCUCUAGGAAACAAAUACUUGCCUGCAACGGUAAGAGACUUCCACAUCAACAAUCCAAUUUCCUCUGGAGCCAAGGAUCUAUCAGAAUCACAGACAGUAACUCAAGAAACAGGGGGGAUUUUACAACCUCCUCGAACCUUGAGACCCCAGCUUGGUGUGGGUGCUGUCAGCAAGUCUCCGUCCUCUGUUGCUGCUAAGAGCAGGGUCUUCACACCACAGAAGUCACCUCUAGCUCUCAGUCAACCUGUGCAGGCAGUGACCCCAUCAGUGACUGCACAAACCACCUCAUUAGUGACCCCAUCCACUCAAAGCCCACCUGAGUCUUCAGACCAGUGGAAGCCACCUUCAACAGGACUGGCUGUUAAAUCACUUUUGCCCAAGCCAGCUCCAUCAGGCUUGCGUCCUCCAGGCUACUCCCGCCUCCCCGCAUCACGCCUUGCUGCCUUUGGCUUCGUCCGCAGCUCCAGUGUGUCUUCUGUCUCCAGCAACCAUUCCACUGACAGCACACGAAGUGAUCCGUGCAGACCAGCACAUCGUCCUGGUAGUGUGAGCGAUGACCCACCUUUCCACAGGGUGAUUACAACUUCAUGUGGAGAGGGCCAGAGGCUGGCAUGCCGCAGCAGCCCACAGCCUCCCAGCACUCCUGUACCCACCCGCCGCCCACUGCUGCCUCCUCCACCAGGGUCCCCAGUCGGCUCUCGCAAAGACUUUCAGAAGACACCUGAAGGCUCUCAUUCAGCGCUCUCGUCUCCAAAGCGUCUGGCUGUUGUUUCACCCAAACCUCAGUCACCAGUCCUGCAGAGACAGAGGGCAGCAGCAGCACGGGUCCCUGGAGUUCCUGGGGGCUCGGGUGUGCCAGUUACAGGACGCAGCAUUUCCCCAGGCUCCGAAAAGAAAAAAGAAGAGGCACAGAGGAAGGAAAAAGAGCGAGAGGAGCAGGAGAAGCGAGACGAAGAGGUGCUGCGGCUGCAGGCUCAAUGCAAGGAGCAGAACGGACAGCUGCUGGCUCUCCGGGCUGAGCUGAAGAAAACCGUGCUGAGUCUGGAUGUCUUAGUCAUCUGCAGCCAACACUUCUGUAUGAAGAGUGAAAAUGCUGAGCAGAAAGCGAAGGAGUUGUCUCUGGAGCUCAUCCAGAUUCAGGAGGAAGUGGCCUGCACCGCUGCACGAUGGAAGCUGCUACAACAGGAAAAGGCUGCGCUGGAGCAGAGUUUCGAGCUGCAGCUGAAAGAGCUCCAGGAGCAGCAGGAGGCUGAGCUUGCUACUCUGGAGGAAGAGCUCAGAACACGGCACGCCUUCGAUACAGACCACCUGAGAGCUGAGCACCAGUCACAUGUAGAGGAACUGCGAACCCAGCAACAGGAGCAGAUUGAAGAGUUAACAGCUCAACAUGAGUCAGCUUUGGAAGACCUGAGAACCAUGCACAACAUGACCAUGGCAAGUCUGCAGGAGGAACAUGCUAGGACCAUGAGAGACCUGAGGAAAGCCCAUGAAAAACAGAAAGCUACUUUAGAGAAUGAUUUUGAAAAGUAUAAACUUUCCCUUCAGGAUCAGGUUGACAUGCUGACUUUUCAGAACCGAGCCUUACAAGACAAAGCCAAACGCUUUGAAGAGGCACUGAGGAAAAGUGCAGAUGAGCAGAUAUUGGAUGCUCUUGCCCCAUAUCAGUACAUUGAGCAAGACCUGAAGAGCCUGAAGGAAGUUCUGGAGAUGAAGAACCAGCAGAUACAUGACCAGGAGAGGAAAAUCUGCCACCUGGAAAAAGUGCAGGCCCAAAAGAACAUAUAUCUGGAGGAGAAGGUGCAGGUUCUACAACAGCAGAACGAGGACCUGAAGGCCCGCAUCGACCGCAAUGCUGCUCUGUCCAGGCAGCUUUCGGAGGAGAAUGCUAACCUGCAGGAGCACGUGGAGAGGGAGUCCAGUGAGAAGAAGCGUCUGAGCCGUAACAACGAAGAGCUGCUGUGGCUUCUGCAGACGAGUCCCCAUCUCUCUCCUUCGUCCUCCCCCAGCCACAGGGUAUUCUUCCCGGGGUUUGAUAAUCCCCCCUGCCCUGGCUCUCCCAGCCCUGGAACUCCAACACACUCGUAUUCUCCCGGACCCUGCACACCUGCACAUAAAAUGGGCUCUCCCGGCCCGGGUACUCCGACUCACAGAGCCUCACCAGCAGCCAGGAGCUCCCCAGCACGAGUCCCCAAUGCCAACACACUACCCAGAUAA